CACGUGGGUUUUACAUAACGGUUGAUACUAUUUUGUGACGGAAGACAAAAUGCAUUGAGUUAUAAAACAGAACUGGUGUGUUCGGAGAUUUAUAAAUCAGCAAUGAGGACGUAAUAAUAUUUUGAACGAUGGUAGAUUUAGCUAGAAACGCCUUUAGUACCCAAAACUUUGAUCUAGCGGCAGAAAUAUACGAAAGAACCAUCAUUGAAAACGGGCCAAAAGUCGAUCUUUAUCUUGGGUUAGCUGACAGUUUUGCUAGAAGUGGUAAAUUCACGAAAGCUUUUGAGGUUUAUUCAGCAGCCUUUCGACUCGGUAGAGUGGGCCAGGAACAUUUGAAACAGUUAGUGGCUGCACUAGUUGACACAGUUAAACAAGAUCAACAAAAUUCCAUUCAAAAGAAAUCAUGUAUGUUCACGUGCCUUCUUUGUCAUGGGUUACUCAGUGAUGCUGUGACAGUUCCGUGUGGCCAUACGUAUUGUCGGAAAUGUCUGGAAAAAGACCCAACAAAAACGUGUAAAAUAUGUGGUGUGGUUCAUUACAAACUUAAAAUCAGCAGUAUUCAGUCAAAUAUAUUAUUAUGUAAAUUAAUUGAAAAAUGGUUCGCAAAAGAACAUAACGCGACUUCAUUAAAAUCUAAAGGAAAUGAACAUUUUGAGAAAGGUGAUUUUAUAAUGGCUAUAAACAUUUAUUCUGAGGCCAUUUCGUUAGAUAAAGAAAAUCAUCUGUUAUUGAGCAAUAGAUCUCAUGCUUUAUUUUCUAUAGACCGGUUUACAGAGGCACUAGAAGAUGCUGAUAUUGUUGUAUCGAUAAGACCUGACUGGCCAAAAGGCUAUUUCCGUAAAGGUUGUGCAUUGUAUGGUCUUGGAAAAUAUGAAGAUGCAGUUAUAUCAUUUUUACAGUGCUUAGCUUUAGAUGCCAAUGUUGCCUCAGCUAGAGGAUAUCUUGCCAAGUCGUUACAUUACAUAUUAUCACAGCUUCCACCUGAUGAUCCUAAGGGACUGGCUUUGCAAAACCGAAUGAAUCCAUCUAUGUUAGAUAAACUUAUAAAAGAGAAUUUUAAUACAUCUAUACUACUUCCAGAAUUAAAUUUGAGCUCCUUAUUACAACUACAAAAUAUCAUUGAUGAGAAAAUAACAUCUUCUUAUAAUUUGGAUGCCACUGGUGCUGCUACAACAGAAGAGGGUACAACAAGUACAUGUAUGUCAUCAAGUUCUGACCGACAAAGAUGGAAAUCUGAAAAUGAUGUAAGCACACAGUCAUCAAAUGAAAAUGAAAGAUCCAGAUCCCUAUCUCCAUCACGUAGUAACUUGAGUAGAAAACGUGGACGUGUACUCUCACAGAAUAUACCAACCAGUCCAAUUAGUUCUACACCACAAAAAGUUCUCAAAUCAGAAAAUAUGCCAAACCAUGUGCAGGGUGAUGUGCGCCCCAUUUGUAAUGAACUGUUGAACAAAGAAGAUUUAGAAUGUGCAUUAUGUUAUAGAUUAUUUUAUGAACCAGUUACCACACCAUGUGGUCAUGUAUUCUGUAAACAAUGUUUAGAAAGAUGUCUAGAUCAUCAGACUUGUUGUCCUCUAUGUAAAAGUUCUUUAGUUGAGUAUUUAGCAGAAAGAAGACGGUCAGUUACAGAAUCUAUACAAAGUAUAAUACAGACAUAUUUUUAUGAACAUUUUGUUCAGAGAAAAACUCAACAUGAUGAAGAAGUAGCAGAACUUGCUAAAAUGGGAUUAGAUAAUAAUGAGAUUCCAGUAUUUGUUUGCACAUUGGGCUAUCCAGGAGUUCCUUGUCCUCUCCAUAUUUAUGAACCACGUUAUAGAUUAAUGAUACGUCAGUGUAUGGAGUCAGGAACACGUCAAUUUGGAAUGUGUAUUAAAACUUCCGAUCCUGAAGAUGGUUUUUCCGAUAUUGGUUGUAUGUUAGAAAUCCGUGAUGUUCAAUUUUUUGCUGAUGGUCGAUCAAUAUUAGAUACUGUGGGAGGAAGACGUUUCCGUGUAUUAAGCAAAGGUCAUCGUGACGGUUAUGAUACAGCUAAAGUAGAAUUUCUUAAAGAAACACCAAUAGAUCAAAGUGAUAUAGAUGAAGUAUUAAAACUACAAGAGGAAACCUAUGAAGCUUGUAGAUCAUGGAUAAAUAAUUUAAGGUUGGAUUGUCAACAUAAAAUUAUUAACCAUUUUGGAGCGUUUCCUCCUCAAGAUCCUACACCACAUACUUCACCAAAUGGACCUCAAUGGGCCUGGUGGGUGACUGCUGUUCUUCCACUGGAUCCUAAAGUUCAACAAGCCUUGUUAGCUAUGACCUCUCUGAAAGAUCGUUUGCAGGCUUUAAAAAAAGUCAUGAAUUAUUUAAAUAAAAAACACUCCAAAUGACUGCUAAUAAUCCACUCAUUUUUAACAUCAGAGUUUUUCUGGUAUUUUUGUAUGAGUGUUCUUGUUUUGUACGUGUCUUGGUUUAGUCAAGAUUUCUGAUACAAUUAUAUUUGUACUACCUCCUUGAAAUCCCUCUCUAUGCACAAUAAAUUCACAGACAUGUAGUGUUGAAAGGUACUUUCUCAUUUACAUUAGAUGUAAUUAUUAAAAUAUUGAGAAUAACCUCUGUAAAUUAAGUACUAGGGACCGAUAUUAUGUAUUGGUAUAAAGUUUCAUGUAGUGUUUGUUUUAGCACUUUUACAUUACCAUUAUGUAAUAUUUAGCUUUAAUGAAGCUGGUUAAAACAUUCAUUGUAGUAUUCUGUGAUUUGUUAAUGUCAUCAUGAAAUUGUUUUUUUAUUUUAACCUUUAACAUACCUGAUAAUGUUUUAAUUGACAGUAUUUGGUCAUUAAUGUGGUCAUAUAUUUCUGAUAAUUACCUAUAGAGUUAUUGUCCUUUAUUGUCCCCCACCUUUCGAAGAAAGCAGGGGACUAUUAAAAUGGGUUCGUCUGUCGGUCCGUCCGUCCGUGGGGGGUUGGAUGGCUGAAUGGUUAGCGUGCGCGCGCUGUAUCAUAAAGUCUGUCAUUGAGUCGACUGGCGUGGUUUCGAAUCCCCGGUUGUACGUGGCAAGGAGUAGGGUCGCCUGUCCAACCUCGUGGGUUUUCUCCGGGUCCUCCGGUUUCCUCCCACUGCUAAAGACCCCUACGCGCAAGCGAAUUAUGUAAAUAAAAUUAAACCAUAUGUUAGUCCCGAAAUGACCUAGUUUGUGUCGAGUGGACGUUAAACCCCAUUUCUCUCUCUCUCCCCGUCCGUCUGUCCGUCGGUCCGUGGUGUAGGUGUUUAUUAGAUCAAUGCCUUGAUGGAGUUCGAAGAUUAGCAUUUUCUGCUUAGGGUAAGCAGAGAUAAGCAAUUUGAUUGAUUGAUGCUUUGGGACACGAUAACUUUAGUUCUAAUUAAGUGAGAGUGAUGAAACUUGGAGUAUAGUUUCAUUACAUCAAUACCUUGACUAAGUUCGAUAAUGAGCAUUUUCUGCUCAGGGUAAGCAGAGCAAUAAGCAAUUUGAUUGGCCGAGACUUUGGAACACAAUAACUCUCCUCCUAAUUGAGCUAAAAUGUUCAAACUUGGUGUAGGUGUUUAUUAGGUCAAUGCCUUGAUGGAAUGUGAAGAUGGGCAUUUUCUGCUAAGGGUAAGCAGAGAUAAGCAAUUUGAUUGGUUGAUGCUUUGGGACACGAUAACUUUAGUUCCAUUUAAGUGAGAGUGAUGAAACUUGGUGUAUAGUUUCAUUACAUCAAUACCUUGACUAAGUUCGAUAUUGAGCAUUUUCUGCUAAGGGUAAGCAGAGCGAUAAGCAAUUUGAUUGGCCGAGACUUUGGAACACAAUAACUCUCCUUCUAAUUGAGCUAGAAUGUUCAAACUUGGUGUAGGUGUUUAUGAGGUCAAUGCCUCGAUAGAGUGCGAAGAUGAGCAUUUUCUGCUUAUGUUAAGUAGAGAUAAGCAAUUUGAUUGGUUGAUGCUUUGGGACACGAUAACUUUAGUUCUAAUUAAGUGAGAGUGAUGAAACUUGGUGUAUAGUUUCAUUACAUCAAUACCUUGACUAAAUUCGAUGAUGAGAAUUGUCUGCUUAGGCUAAGGAGCAAUAAGCAUUUUGAUUGGUCAAGACCUUGGAACAUAAUAACUCUGCUUCUAAUUGAGGUAGACUGUUUAAGCUUGAUGUAGAUGUUCGUCUUGACUUGAGUUCAAUGAUUAACAUAUCGAGCUAAAGCUAAGCAGAGAUAAGCAAUUUCUUUGGUCGAUGCUUUGGGACAAGAUAACUUUGAUUCUAUUUGAUAGAGAGUGGUGAAACUUAGUGUAUAGUUGAUAAUCAGUUUGAUUGCUCGAUACUUUUGAAAAAAAUAGAUGUGCAAUUAAUUAAUAUGUGUCAUCUAUUUAUUUUGGGAUUUCGGCGGGGACAUUUACUUUUUACCGCAAAGGCCUACCCAUAACCAGAAAAAUGACAAAUAAAACUAAUUAUAUAUUUGUUUCCCGAAAGGGUUGUGGGAUAAGGCCCCGAUGUCUAACCCUAUCUUCGCAAAAGCAUAAGGUGGGAUAUUUUCAACGUCAUGAUUUUACAUCCAAAACUGAAAAUCUAUAAGUAUAUGUGAUGUGGGUAGCCAUCCCAUAUUUCUCUCAUGAAGCUACUAGUUUCAUUCUUAUGCGAACUCUUUACGCUUAAUUGAUAUUGUGCGGAUGUUCCCUUUAUAUGGGCGUGGGGGAUCAAAGCACAAUAGAUAUCUGAGAUGGACCAGAGCAAUUCUGUUUCAUCAGAGUCGAUGCUUUUAUAAUUAUGUGAGAACAGACUCCGAAUCCUAUUGACUGUAUCGUUUAAAAUAAACAAACAUAAUAUGGGAACUAUUUGGAUAACUAGACUAGGUUAUUGAAGUGUAUUUGCACAAUUUUUAAAAAAAAAAUACUAUCAGUUUCUAUAUUAAUACCAACUUCAUUGUUUAAUGCAGAUUAGUAUGUUUGGUGAAUUACAUGUUCAUUCUGUUUACUUAGCCAGUUUAAAAACCAAUGUUAAAGUGGAAGAAAUUAUCAUCCCUGGUAUCAAUGCCAUUUUAAAUUUAUUAUGUUAGUAAUAAAUAUUGUCUCUAGAUACAGAGAUCACUACCUCAGAAAUGAUCCAAAUUUGCUGAAUAGAAGUAAAAGUAUAUUCCAUUCAUCAAGAAAAUUAUAUUACAUUCAAUUUAUAUGUGUCAGAUCAGGUGCCUUAUAGUAAUCCUAUUUUGUCUAAACACAAUGAUAAUUUGAGUCCAAAAGAUGAGAUAUUGAAUGAGUUUUGGUAUCAAGUCAGGGUAGAUAAUAAAACUAGGAUUAAUUCCUCCUCUGUGUGCAAUAUAUGAUUAAUGAAGAAGAGGAAUUGUGUAUAUUAUAGUGAUUGUUGGUCUUUGAGUAAGUUAUUUUUAGCAAAGUAAAUUAAUGGUAUUUUUUGUUACCGUUUGUGAUAAGAUGUUGAUAUGUGAUAAAUAUAACCACAGACAAUUUUCCUACUGAUCUUACUGUUAGUUAUAUCAUGAAUUAUUUAUUAUUUAGUCCAUUGUUUUUGAUAUAGUUAAGUACAUGAUAAGUCAAACACAAAGACUUAAUUUAAAAUUUUAUGAUAGGAACCAGGGCCCUGUUUCACAAAAUUUUAACUAAAGGUAAAAUCCAAAUUUUAGUAAAUACUUCAAUUUUGGUUGGCUAAGCACUACAAUCAGUCUAAUAUUAUCCAAUCAAAUUACUAAAAUUAGGAUUUUAUCUUAGUUAAAAUUUCGUGAAACAGGCCACAGAUUUUGAUGUAGAUAGUUUUAUAAAUAACAAUACUCAAGUAAAAAUUUAUGAACAGAAAAUAUUCACGAAUUAAAAAAAAAACGUUUGUAUAGAUAAAUUCCUUGAGAAAAGCAGAUUUCUUGGAAAUAAUAUUUAAAAUUUAGACAUAUUAGAUUCUCUUUGAUCUUUGUAUAUAUUAUGAUUUCAAUAUUUAAAUCAGAUUUUUGCUUUAUUUGAACAGUAUCAUUAUUGUUUAUUCGAUUUCAAUAAUUAUUGAGAAGUACUCAAGUUAUUUCUUUAAUCGCCAAUCAGUGAUGUUUUAGUUGAAAAUUAUAUUAUAAUCAUGGUAAAAAACCCUAUUUCAUUUCAUUAUAGUCAUGGUAAAUGUAAUAAUCAUUAUCACAUCAUAGUUUUCUACAUGAUAUUACUAAUUCAACCCUCUCCCAUCCUAUAUGGUGGACAUAUUUUAAAAUAAUCAGUAAAUAAUUGCAAUAUUAUUAAACUUUCAAUACUGAAUGAGAUAUUUUUCAACAGACCUUAAUAUGAAAUUUUAGUUGAGUUUAUAUAAAACCCCAAAUUGUAAAUUACUUGUGUAUAAUACUAUUAUAUUAUCUGUUGAUGAAAUGAUGAAUAAAUUCUUGUUUAACUUCA
Messenger RNA from Patella vulgata (common limpet), 6341 nucleotides. RefSeq names its product LON peptidase N-terminal domain and RING finger protein 3. NCBI's taxonomy places the organism in Eukaryota, Metazoa, Mollusca, Gastropoda, Patellidae. The coding region runs from base 129 to 2366 and encodes 745 amino acids. The record is from RefSeq and is a predicted model, not a curated record. The transcript has 11 exons. Gene Ontology annotation, molecular function: protein binding.